Molecule: messenger RNA, 4543 nt
Organism: Hemibagrus wyckioides
Lineage: Eukaryota; Metazoa; Chordata; Actinopteri; Siluriformes; Bagridae
Gene: yes1
Product: YES proto-oncogene 1, Src family tyrosine kinase
Exons: 12
Coding region: 451-2094 (547 amino acids)
Biological process (GO): cell surface receptor protein tyrosine kinase signaling pathway; innate immune response; protein phosphorylation
Cellular component (GO): extrinsic component of cytoplasmic side of plasma membrane
Molecular function (GO): non-membrane spanning protein tyrosine kinase activity; ATP binding; signaling receptor binding
Source: RefSeq, a predicted model, not a curated record
ACAUAGUGCACUUAUGCAGGGGGCAGGGAGCCGUUUGGCCUACAGCCAUUGGUGCAAGUUGAAUCAAGCGGGCAAAAAAAGGAAAAAGGAGGCGUCCGGCUGUGGGAAGCACUCAAUUCCUCAGGCUGCCUUUUUGUCAUGCUAGCAUAGCCAUGCAAUCUCUACCGGUUCCGGUUUAGUCUAUUUUUUUUCUCCCCUUCUUUACCACUGUUUGGUCUCCAUUUCUGUUCUCCUGUUUAGUGACGCGACCGGAUUUCUAUAACGGAUUGUAUCAACAAUAACAAUAACAUCCAGGUUCGCGGCUGUUAUGUGAAGCAUGGAAACAUCAAGGCGGCAGACUGGGAUUUUCAUUUUGUAGCAAACAGUUGCACUUUUCUGUGUCUCCCGAGUCUGUGGAAGUCAAAAGACGUAUGAAAAUAAAAGAAGACAGGUUUGCGUGAAGGCUUGAUAAUGGGCUGUGUCAAAAGUAAAGAGGACAAAGGACCUUCGCUGAAGUACCGACCAGAUGCUUCUAACCCCACCACUGUUCCCUCCCACAUGGGCCACUAUGGGCCAGACCCCACCCAGCUGGGCCAAUCACCUGCCCUCAAGGGUCCCAACAGCAGCUACAACAGCCAUGCCUCCACCAUCACUCCUUUUGGUGGCUCCUCAGCCACGAUCACUCCCUUCGGUGGAGCUGCUUCUUCUUUUUCCACCGUUGCCGUGAACAACCCCUUCCCUGGUGGCGUCACAGGUGGUGUGACCUUUUUUGUGGCCUUAUACGACUACGAAGCCAGGACAGCUGAUGACCUCUCAUUCAAAAAAGGCGAUCGAUUUCAGAUCAUCAACAACACAGAGGGAGACUGGUGGGAGGCCCGUUCCAUCAACACAGGCAAGAAUGGCUACAUUCCCAGCAAUUAUGUGGCCCCUGCUGACUCCAUCCAGGCUGAAGAAUGGUACUUUGGGAAAAUGGGACGCAAAGAUGCUGAGCGAUUGUUACUGGUUCCCGGAAACCAGCGAGGGACGUUCUUGGUCAGGGAGAGCGAGACAACGAAAGGAGCCUACUCUCUCUCCAUACGUGACUGGGAUGAUCUGAAGGGUGACAAUGUGAAGCACUACAAAAUCCGCAAGCUUGAUAACGGUGGCUACUACAUCACCACAAGAGCUCAGUUUGAGACACUGCAGAAACUGGUCAAACACUACACAGAGCACGCAGAUGGACUCUGUUACAGGCUCACUACAGUCUGUCCGACUGUGAAGCCCCAGACACAGGGCCUGGCUAAAGACGCCUGGGAGAUCCCACGUGAAUCGCUUCGCCUGGAACUCAAACUGGGCCAAGGCUGCUUCGGGGAGGUCUGGAUGGGCACUUGGAACGGUACCACCAAGGUGGCGAUUAAGACGCUGAAACCUGGCACCAUGUCCCCCGAGGCAUUCCUUCAGGAGGCACAGAUUAUGAAGAAACUCAGGCAUGACAAGCUAGUGCCUCUGUAUGCUGUCGUGUCUGAGGAACCCAUUUACAUUGUGACCGAGUACAUGGGCAAAGGGAGUUUGCUGGAUUUCCUAAAGGAAGGUGAAGGCAAAUACCUCAAGCUUCCCCAGCUAGUGGACAUGGCAGCACAGAUUGCUGAUGGCAUGGCCUUCAUCGAGAGGAUGAAUUACAUCCACCGAGACCUGCGGGCAGCCAACAUCCUAGUGGGAGAAAACCUGGUUUGCAAGAUAGCUGAUUUUGGUCUGGCCAGGCUGAUUGAGGAUAAUGAAUACACUGCUAGACAAGGAGCCAAGUUUCCCAUCAAAUGGACAGCACCUGAGGCUGCUCUCUAUGGCCGCUUCACAAUCAAAUCUGAUGUCUGGUCAUUUGGUAUCGUGCUGACGGAGCUCGUCACCAAGGGCAGAGUGCCGUACCCAGGCAUGGUGAACCGAGAGGUUCUGGAGCAGGUAGAGCGGGGGUAUAGGAUGCCAUGUCCUCAAGGCUGUCCUGAGUCGCUGCAUGAGAUGAUGCAUCAGUGCUGGAAGAAAGACCCUGACGAGCGACCCACUUUCGAGUACAUCCAGUCCUUCUUGGAGGACUACUUCACCGCCACCGAGCCACAGUACCAGCCUGGAGACAACCUGUAGAGCCGUCUGCCUGGUCCCAAACCAGCUCGCUGCUUCCUUCCCUAAACCAUCCGUGCACACUUCCUAUUCCUCUUUUUAUUUUGUUCUUUCUGCAGCGGUGUAGGAAGCACCAUGUAACACCUUUUUGCAUUUCGUUAACCCUCGGUUGAGUUCAGGAUAAGUGUGAAGUGAAGUUCAGUCAGGAAUCGAGCAUGUGGGUUCGGAGGAGAGAGUGUAACGACCGUAGUGCUGAUUGCGUAAAUGUCUUUUCUUUUCUUUUUUUUUCCCUUUUGUUUUUAUUUUCCACCAAACACUUUUCUGACUGUUUUAAGAUCAAGAACUGAUUUCUUUUUUGUUAUUGUCAUUGAUUUUUUACUUUACAUUUCACCUCCUCUUUUUUUUUUUCCCAUUAAUUUCAAUAGUUUUGUUUUUAAAAAGUGACCAAUAACUGUGGUUGAAAACGACGGUAUCGCCUAAGACUGUCGGUGACGCUGUGAGAGAGAAAGAGAGAGAGAAUAUUUGCCAAUAUGAAUGUAUGAGUAGAGUGUAAGUGGUGUGAGCAUGAGAAAGAUGAAAAAAAGGAUUUGACUUUAAGUUAAAAUAGUGCUGGGAAAAUAAAUGGGUAAGAUUUUUAUGAAUGGAAAAAACAUGAUUUUUUUUUCUUUUUCUUUUUAGUAAUCUGUUAUAACAUGAUCCAUCAUUGAUGAUUUAUAUUUGUGAACUUCUCUUAGUGCCAGCCAAAAGAAAUAUUUUAAGAGUGCACUAACCAUACACUAAGACAACGAGCCCCUUGUCAUUUCAGCCAAGUGCCAGUUCUGGGAAAAUAUGUGCACGUGAAAUUUGUACUAAAUCUUUUUUUUUUUAUUGUUUAAUAGAGUAUGUAAAUUGUACUUCUGCAUUCGACAGCCAUUAUAUUUUCAGUAGCUUGACUUACAUGUAUUCCUUCCAUGGAUUAUCCGAUUCAAAUCAUUUUGAUCUUACUACUAAAACACUACAGUUGAGCCCAAUACUAAACACAAUCUGUUGCCGUAAAAAAAAAUAUUUAGUCACUUCUGCUGCCGUAGCUUUAUGCUGUGUGAGAAAUUUUGGGUCAGUGCAAAAUCAUUACAACGAUCACUUUUAUCCUAGGAUUAAACAUGUCUAUCCUGAUGGGUGCAGUCUCUCAGGAUCCACAGGGCAUCGAGGCUUACUGAAUAAUUUAAUGAGGAUGAAAAAUGAUGCUACAACCUUCACGCUCGCCAAUUCUCAUCUCACUCCAAAACCUACGAGAGCUUUUUGGAGGGAUGUUUCAGACAGCGCGUCUACCUAAAGUCCAGUCUUUUGGAAAAGCGAUGUUCGAUCUCUACAGUACCGUUUCAGAGGGUUGCAGAAUCAAUUUGCCAAGAUCUGUCCAAAAGCUGUUCUGGUGGCUUGCAGUGGCCCAGAAUCUGGUUUUUAUUACUUUUCAUUAUAAUAGUACACUUCCAAUAUGCCAUUUUAAAUCAGAUCAGCUCUUCAGCUUGACAAUUAUGUGUUGAAAGAGGAUCUACUAAUGCAUUGAUGAUUUUAGUGCUGGAAUCAACAAUAGAGUCUGCGCUAUUUGUUCAUACCGUGUUAUGACAAAAGCUGAUUUCAUGGAGAAAUAAAAUCCCUACAUUUCAUAUUGGAACAGAACCGUUUUUGCGUUUGUAUCACUGAGAUACAUUUAUGAGGAGAUGAAAAUCCCACAGCUCUGUCUGCUUUGUCAUGCUUUUCCGUGGCUGCUCCAUCACUUCCUGCAACUCUGUCGUCCCCCACAGGUUGACAGUAAGAAUUACGAUGAGCGAUGUUACGGCCGCUUUUACACCUCCACUGGGUGACAUGAGGGUUGUGAAACACAUUGUGCUGAACGAGAUAGGGGAAAGAAUAUUGCCUUCCAUUUUGCGAACAGAAGAAAGAUUUUAAGGUGGUGUUUGAACACAUGCUGGUGUUUAAAUUUCACCUUUAUUGACAUUUAGUUGGUGUUUAAAGCUGGUCAAUUAUCAACAGUCCAUUACCUCAGUAACUUUUUUUUUUUUUAAAAAAACAGAGGUGCUUUACAGAGUUUUGUGUCUCCUGGUGGUUCUUAACGCAAGUUUAAAUGCACUUCAUGUGAACCAGACACUAGCAUUGUGUGAAAGUAAAGCUGAAAAGCCUUCUGAGAGUAGAGAGGACUUACCUUUGUUCUCCUGUGUCAUUAUCCCUUUGUUUUGGUCUCAGGGGGUUUUGUCCGAAGAACAAACCCCUCCUCCCUUCCCUUUCCCAGAGAUCUGUGUGGUUUUCAAAGGGCUAUGGACCAGUUUGAUGAAUCUCUUUUGCUCUUUCAUGGAGACUUGAAGAACAGAACUGAAACGCUUUGGCUGCAGGGUUGAAGCCGAGUUAUGGAGGUGGUGUGUACCGUCAUGUUGGCAACAAAUUACUAACCUGAAUAAUUUGUACAGUGAAAAAAUAAAGUUGUACGUAAUGCUUUUGA